UUUAUUACUGGCAAACGGCUGGCAUGAACAAUGGCAAGCAGUCUAACAGUAUCUGGUGCCCUCUGGGCACUGCUGUCUUUUCUCUCAGCGGCUGUAAGCUGCACCAGCUUCUUCAUGCCAUAUUGGCUUUUUGGCACCCAGAUGGGUAAACCUGUUUCCUUCAGCACCUUUCGUAGAUGUACCUAUCCUGCUCACACUGAGGAGAGGAGUGUGGUGAUGGUGGAGCAAUGUGGUCGGUAUGCCAACUUCACUGCUAUCCCCAGUCUAUCUUGGCAAAUUUGUACUGUGGUGACAGGCACUGGUUGUGCUUUGCUUCUGCUGGUGUCACUAACUGCAGUUCUGGGCUGUUGUAUUGAAGACCUCAUCUCCAGAAUGACUGGUCGGUUGCUAGGGGCAAUGCAGUUUGUUGGAGGACUUCUCAUUAGCUCCGGAUGUGCUCUGUAUCCAUUGGGGUGGAACAGCCCUGAGAUCCAGCAAGCAUGUGGAAAUGUAUCCAGUCAGUUCCAAUUAGGAACGUGCAAGCUGGGCUGGGCCUAUUACUGCACGGGAGGUGGCGCAGCGGUUGCCAUGCUCAUCUGUACGUGGCUGUCUUGUUUCGCUGGCAAGAAGAACAAACCAUCUCUUUACUGACUCCGGCAGCAACGGGUUGAGAAAGGACAUUAUGAGCAAUUACAAAUGAUGCAUCAACCUUACCUAGCUGCAGUUCACUGUGGAGUUAAAUGCAAUCACUGAACUCAGAUGCAAACAUUUGUAUCUUACAGAAGAAAAAAAAAAUCUCUUUACAAAAAAUCUAUAAAAUGGAGAUUUUCGGCUUAAAAAUACUAAAACCUAGUAAUGUUAAUACAUUUACCCAUCACUGUAAGGAGGACUGAUAUGCUUUGAUACAGAAACAAGGACCAGGAAUCAAUACGGUACAGCCCUUCAGGAUAAAUAUUGGACAACCCUGGUUUAGUCUAAAAAUAUAUUGUAUGUAUGGUUUGUGCAAGAUGAUAGCAAAGUGAGUUGAAAUAUAAUGGCAUUGGCUGAUAAUAAAUGAUCCUGUCAAGUAAAUGAUAAAAAAGCAGGCAGUAUACAGUAAAUAGCAAGCUUUGGUGAUGACAUGCUUUAAGGGAAUCUACAAAACAUCCCUGGUUGUUGGCAGGUUGUGUUAUGUGUUUGUCCCGGCUGUUCUUGACAAUACAUUGCAUGGCUGCAGUAUGUUAUCUCCAGUACCUAAUGGGUGCUAUAAGAUAAAUUACAUGCCUACCUUCAGUGUCCUUCAA
Messenger RNA from Bombina bombina (fire-bellied toad), 1262 nucleotides. It is a transcript of the gene LHFPL1, whose product is annotated as LHFPL tetraspan subfamily member 1. Gene Ontology annotation, cellular component: membrane. NCBI's taxonomy places the organism in Eukaryota, Metazoa, Chordata, Amphibia, Anura, Bombinatoridae. The transcript is spliced from 3 exons. The record is from RefSeq and is a predicted model, not a curated record. The coding region runs from base 31 to 630 and encodes 199 amino acids.